Penicilliopsis zonata CBS 506.65 is the source of this 1579-nucleotide messenger RNA. RefSeq lists its product as hypothetical. The transcript is spliced from 3 exons. Lineage: Eukaryota; Fungi; Ascomycota; Eurotiomycetes; Eurotiales; Aspergillaceae. The record is from RefSeq and is a predicted model, not a curated record. The coding region runs from base 93 to 1544 and encodes 483 amino acids.
AGGGAUCAUCUUGACCAGCCGUGACCGUUGAAAGGAGGGACUUAUCCACAAAAACCAUUCUAGAUGCCCUUUGUAUAACCCUCAGCAGUAUCAUGGAGAACUUCUGGCUGGCAGUGCUGGCAGUAAUUGCAUUGACUGGAGUCGGUCUUACUUUGGAACGUGUCUACGGCAAGGCCAUCUUGACCAGCGUGCGCCUCCGAGGACGCAGGGUCGCCACUGCUGGAACACCGCCGCGAUCUAUCUCGCCAGACAAAAAGGCCACUGCGAGGCCUUCUCCCCCCGCAAGCUAUGCCCAAGCUCUCCCCCCUCAACGACGACAGUUCUUGUCAACUACUCGAGGAGUCUCGCAGCGGGAUGUCGAUGAAGACGAGAUCAAGAAAUUCGUGCUCCCUAUGACAGCAGAUUACCGAACAAGUCCUGGACGAAGAUAUACCCCAACAGGAAUUUCGGUGGAAGAGAUCAAAGCAUUGGGUGACUUUCCAAAUUACGCAGAGCUGAGUGGUGUGCCUUUGCCUCAGCCUUAUUUGGAGUUCAACAUAGACAAGGCGUUACCAAGACCCUACCGCCCAUUUAGAUGGGCCUACCAUCAAACUAUGUCGCUCACCAAGAUGGAAACAGAUUGGUGGAUUGAGCUCGAGAAUACAUAUAGAGAGCGGAUCGCCCAACGCAAGGAAAUCUACGCCAAAUAUGGAACAGACGUGAUGAGAUAUCUGCCUGGCUCUGAACUGGCGUGCAAGGAGCUCAUGGAGAUGGUUCUGCAAUUCAUAUGCGCUCGAUAUCCCCAAUACUUUUCCAUCGUGGACAACAGGAUCCUCCAAAACCGCAUUCUCGGUACCGAGCAGAAUAUCAGGGCCAAACAUCCUUUGGAGAUUCUCAUCGACAAUGUUCCGGAAGACUUUGCGAUAAUGCUGCGGGAUGAUGAGACUGGCUACUACUUCUUCCGGGCUGGAGUGAUCUGCUCUGCUUUGGGAUGGAACGUGGCCUCAAAGAUUGGCCUCCAGCUCCACCAAAUCCAUGAGACCAUUCCGGACUAUAAAGAGAAGAUGCAAUUCUCUAUGGACCGUUUUUUUACCAAGAUGCCGUGUGACAAGCCGAUCCAGCGCGCCUCUUGGGGCCUAGAGAUCGGCAAGCCACUCUAUGUGCCUAAAGGCGAUCCGCACGAGCUUCAUCGGCUAUCGCAGAAUCCGGACCUCCGUCUUGAUGACUGCCACCUGCGCGUUGACUGGCAGACUCUGCGCCGGCUCCCGCUGUCAGCUGGGGUGGUCUUCAACUUCAAAGCACUCUUUACCCCUGUCUCGGAAUUCCGCGACGAGCCGUGCGUGCCUGCCUUGAUCACCAAGCUCCUGAAAGAGGGAAAGAAGAAUUUGAUGGAUUACAAGAGUACAUGGCACGUCGAGCAUGUUGUGCUCCCCAAGCUUGAGGAAUGGGCAAAGGAGCAAGAAGACAAGGGAUUAGUUGUGAAGAACUGGGAAGUCUCAACGCUAGAGGAAAGCCCGUGGUUCAAGGGCUGGGAACAGAAAUGGCAUCGUCAGCAGGGAUUCUAAUCUUCACAGGUUCUUUGGGAUUUCCCUUUGUUUUC